Messenger RNA from Caenorhabditis sp. 36 PRJEB53466, 6788 nucleotides. The record is from the annotation of a GenBank genome assembly. Lineage: Eukaryota; Metazoa; Nematoda; Chromadorea; Rhabditida; Rhabditidae.
AUGCGAACCACUAUCUUACUCGUUUCAUUGUGCGCUGCGCUCAGCUUCAGUGCGCCCGUGGAUCAGGUAAUACGAUUUUUCAGCUCAAAAAUUUUUCUAAUUUCAGACUUACCAAGUGCGAGCGAAACGCAACGUCGAAGACGUGGCGAGCAGUGGAGCCGAGGCAGUCGGUGAGCCCAUUUCCUUUCCAUUCUCACAUUUAUCACACACACACACACACAUACACACACACUGAAAAGCGACUAAUUUUUCUGCAAAGAGUGUCCUUAUUGUUUUUUUUAACCCCCCGAUUUUCAUGUCCACAGUACACAUGCUCGAACCGGUCAAAACGUACGUGUACACGGCCACCGGCGAAUUUGUCACUCAACUAGGUUUGCUGUGCGAUUUCUCUUAUUGAACGGUGGAAAUCACACACAAGGUUCGGAUGUGGAGUUGAGACACGUUUUUGAAUGUUUUGUCGCGCGAGUUCCGGCGCUGCUGGGCGGUGCCGAUUUAGGCCGUGAAACUCAGCGCCAACCGCGUCGGAACGCCCUAACUUGUAGCCUCUAUAGUUUUCUAGUUUCAGCAGAGAAACGUUUCCGAGUAGCAGCUAGACUAGAAACCCAAACUGAUAGACUCAAGCGGCAGCAGCAGCAGCAGCAGCAACAGCAGCAGGAGCAGCAGCGCCGCGAGCGUUGUCGCAACCGUCGUCCGGUGCCGCCGACUCAGGGACCGCCGCCGCCGCCGCCGCCAAGAUACAACAACAACUGUCUGCCGCCGCCCGGACCCCCUCCGCCAUGUCAACAGUAUCCGCCGCCGCCGCCGCCGCCACCGUGCCAGCAACCGCAACCGGUCAGCGCCGGCGGGUGUCUUCCGUCGCCACGUGGCUACGAGAACCAACCGCCACAGCAGACGCAGCAGCGCCAGCAGACCGGCGGCGGUUGCCUGCCGGGACCAUAUUACCCGCCGAACACGAUGGCGCCGCCGCCACCGCCGCCACCGCCACAACAGGAUUACCGUCGCGGCGGAUGUCGUCCACGUCAGCAGCAGACCCAGCAGACCCAAUACCCGCGGACAAACGAGUUCCGGGCGCCGGUGGUCGAGUGCGCCGGACCCGGAGCCUGCCCGCCCAACAUCCAGCAGACCGACGAGGAUCCGUGCGUCGGCAAAGUGAAUAUCGUUUCAGUUGACGCUUCGGGAAAAGUCGAUCACUAUUUGUACGAGACGAAAAAGCAGGCGGGCGAUGUGAUUGGUGAGAGAGUGCGUGUCUUGUGACGUCGAAUGAUUUUGUGUGUGUGUGUUUGGAGUCCCGUGCGCAUUUUGAAGUGUGCUAGAACUAGUUCGCGUCUUUUUAGCGCCUAGAACACUGCUGUUGGGUGGUAGUCUAGAACGUUGAAAAAUCGCAACAACUUUCAAAAUUAAAGCCACCGUGUCGACGGCGAUAAAAGAGCAAUUCGAGGCGGCGAGACGAAAAUUGAGUGAGUACACGCCAGUUCUACAAUAGUCCAUGUCCAUGUCCACGUCCGAAUCGUUUGCGUGUUUUCCGCAAUUGUCACGCCACCGCCGCCGCCGCCACGAUCGUUUCGUUUAGGUGCAGCGGCGAACGACGCUCAACAGGCCGCCGAACACGGACUUCAUUGGGCCGGCGACAAAGCGAGUAGGCCGCGAAUCGGUAGAGCUUUUGCGAAACGGUCAAACAAUUUGCAGAUGACGUCUACGAGAAUGCUCGCGAAGGAGUUGCCGAUUUGAGGGAGCGAAUCGGAGAGGCUGGCGAGAGUGUCGAAGGUAUUGGCGGCUUAUUUUGGGGCCGAAAAGCCUGAACAGCCUUUUUUUGACACUUUUAUCUCUAAAUAUGCUUAAUACGGGUCAUGGUCUUCCACGGAGGCGAAUGAUUUCAAUGGGGCGCACUUGCAACAGGCGGGCUGUGUCGAUUUACGCGGCUAAUUAAAUUUCAACGAGAGGCCGCGUUCUUUCCAUGUUUUCUCUACAAUACACCUAUUUUUUUGUACGCAUUCGAAUAAUUAGAGCACUAGCUACGUUUUGGUAACAGAAAUCUCGCAUAUCGUUGAGAAUUAGCCGAGUUAUUUCGAUUUGAAGGUUUUGGCCUGGAUUUUGAUGUUUUUCGCAUAGUUUUCGAAAACUGCUCAAGAAAACUAACCGCCGGAACCUGAAUUUUGUGAAGAAAGAUUCAGCGAACAUUUUUAUCGUUUGUUGCGCUCAUGAAAUGCAAAAUGAGCUGAAAUAUAAAGGUUUGAAGUUUUGACGAAAUGCGAAAACUCUAAAUUCUGUAAAGAACGGUUUCCAAUCAGUAAAAUAUUGUUUUCUAGACGUUUUUCAAGUCAAAAAGAAAGAAAUAAAGGUGGUAAACUCGAAUUGAACGGCAUUUUUAGACCUGCAAAUUUUCAAAAAGUUACAACGACACUCCGCAAUUUACGAGCGCACUGUGUUUAGCAUUAGCGCCCCCUGGGAGACCGUGCGCGGGUGUCUAAAUCCCCCAAAAAACUCCAUUCUCACAAUCGAUUUUGUUGAAUUUCAGAGGCCGCACUCGAAGGAUCCAGUUAGUUUUUCUUUGAAAUUGACCCGAAUUAUCUCCUAUUUAUAUACCCACUUGUUUUUGUUUUAUACGCACCAUUUGCAUGACUUUGUAGUCGUAGUAGUACUAGUUUUCACACUUUUCUGUAUGCACGAAUGAAGCUUUUUUUGGUUUUUCCUUCUGUAGACUUAGUGAAUUCGAAAAAUUGGGAAAACGAAUGCGAUUUUUCUACAGAAAACGGUCAAGAAGCGGUGAAAAGUGUCAAGGAAGGAGCCAGUGAGUUACUGUAGGAGUACGGUAGCUUAUGGUAGUGCGUGUGUGUGCGUGAACGUUUUCUAGACGCUUAUUAUAGUAGAAAAUGAACAUUUCUCAGGCAACGCAGCAGAAGCCGCAAAAGACGGAGCUAGUGAGUUGAAGUCGAAAAUUAGCCAACUUUGAACGAGUAUUGUCGGUUUCCGAGUAGUUGUAGGAGCCUUAAAAUUUAUUUUCUAGAAACUGGAGACCUAGUUGAACAUUUUUGUAGUUGAUCACUUUUCUCUAGGACCACUUGCUGGAUUACUGUAGCGCUUGGAAGUUGGGACCACCCAAAAGCAUUGACGUCACUUCCAAGCGCUACAGUAAUCCAGGGAAUGGUCCUAGAAAGAAGUGAUCAACUACAAAAAUGUUCCACUAGAUCUCAAGUUUUCCCAAAAAAAUUUUGGGCUCAAUAGCACCACUCGUAAGCCGACAAUAUCGGUUCGAAGGCGCAACAGAUAUUGUAGGUUUCGAAAACGUUACAGAUACCGUAAUUGAGCACACAAAGCACGGAGCCGGAGUGGUUUAUGACGUUGCCGCUCAGGGAGCAAGUACCGUACCUUUUUGGCGCAUUUUUAGGAAUUUGCUGAACUUUUUUUAGACAACAUGGCCAAUUCUAUGCAUGACGCCGGAAAAGCGACCGCUGACGGCGCUAGUGAGCUUGAUUUUGCUUAAUUUUCAGUCGCUUUGAAGCACUUUUUAGUUGGAAAAUCCUUUUUUUGCAAUACAACGUUUCAGAAACCGCUGGAGAAGCUGUUGGCGAUGGUGUUCGUUGGGUCGGCGAUAAAGUUGCUCACGGAGCCGGAGUGCUCGUCGACGGAGCCAGUAAGUUGAAGCCGACAAUAGCGCAAACUUUGAAAUCGUUUCUCGGACCGUAUUUCCAUACAGUUCUCUGGAAUAUCUUUGAAACUCUAAAGAUUUUCUCCCUAAAGCAUCCAAAAAGUUGCUCGAGGCGCGCCCUUAUUAUCGCCCUUCCAGCGAUAUUCAGCCUGGUCCGUGUAGCGCAGUGGCUUACAGUUUUGCCGUCGCCCGAAAGGUCGCCAGUUCGAAUCCACCCCUAUUUUUUUCUCUUUUGCCUGUCUGAAAAUGCGUAUUCAGCCCAUUCUCAACAAUUUUAACGUUCAGAAUCCGCCGGAGACGCCGUUGUGGACACCGGAAAGGCGGCUGUGGACAAGACGGGUAAGUGAUUUCAUAUUUUUUGGGUUUUUGGUCAAGUCGUUCGAAAAAUGUGAAAUAUUUGUUUUGCUGACGCACACCGACAAACACUGAUAACUUGUUUUUCACAAAAAAACAGAACCAAAAAAACAAGCGAUUAAAAAAAUAACAAACGUUGACUUUGGACCGCAAAUUGUCCGAUAUAAAAGGCGUCCGAAAAGGAGAACAAGUAUUGUGGAUCUACAAUAAUGUCUUCAGAGAGCGGUAUGCGUUAUGUCGGCGACAAUGUCGCUCAUGGAGCCGGAAAGAUUGCCGAUGGAGCCAGUGAGUCAACAAUUAGUGCUAGCCCCAACUUUAAAAAAUCAUAACUAAUUUCAAACGAAUCGUACAAUCUCCUGUUUGCGCUUAAAACAACGCAAAUCGUCUCUAGAAUACAGAAAACGUAUAAAAUGUCGGAAAAUUUCAGCGGCUGUCGGUCAGGGAGCCGUCGACGGUGCUCGGGUUGUCGGCGACAAGGUGGCUCACGGAGCCGGCGUGGCGGUCAACAAAACUCGUGAGUUUUAGGCGGAAAUUAUUAGGAAUUGAAUGAAUAUUGUAUGAUUCCAGAAGAUGGAAUGCGAUUUGUCGGCGACAAUGUUGCUCACGGAGCCGGAGUGUUGGUUGACGGAGCCAGUAAGUUGAAAUGUUUUGAAAAAUCAUAACUUUUUCCAAAAAAAUGCUACAGACCGCCACGACCGCUUAAAAUAACGGAAAACAUGUCUAGAAUAUAGGGAAAAUAUAAUAUCGUUGAUUAAAAAUUUUUGAAGCGACAAUAUUCGCUCUGAAAUGCAGUCAACCUCAAAAUUUUUCAGAAUCGGCCGGUGAGAAGGUCGGCGAAGGCGCCAAGGACAGCUACAGAUGGGUCGGCGACAAAGUGGCUCACGGAGCCGGAGUCGUGAAGGAGGGAGCCGGUUCGUAAACGAAAAUUGCAUGAAAUUCGUUGUCUCGUAUGAUUUUUCUGUGUUUUUCAAAUAAACGUUUGCAUCUCUUCAAAACUGAUACUAACUGCAUGAAAAUCGACCGAAACUUCUAGAAAAUGAACUUUUUCUGCUGAAAUUGCUGGAAUUUUGGUCAAACAAAGUUUUUGACAAACAUCACCGACGCCAACGAUAAGAGCUGUGGUGCGCUCUUAUCACCGCUCUUCCUGAAAUUUAGAGGCGUGUUCCGUGUGGCGCAGUGGUUUGCUGUUUUGGCGGUCACCCGAACGGCCGCGGGUUCGAAUCCGCACGCCAUUUUUGGUCUUUUGCAUGUCUGAAAAUGCAUAUGCGGCACAUUUUUGGCAAGUUUAUGCAUUCAGAAUCAGUCGGAGAAGCGAUUGUGGACACUGGAAAGGCGGCGGUGGAUAAGACUCGUAAGUUGUGAAGUUUUUGUGAAAUGCUCCGAGACAAAUGGUUUUUUGUAGAAGAAGGAAUGCGAUUUGUGGGUGAAAAUGUUGCUCAUGGAGCCGGAGUGUUGGCCGACGGAGCCAGUAAGUACAGUAAUCUGAAAAUAAGUGAAUCCACAAUAUUUUUCAAUAUUUUGCUCUUCCUCAACUUUGAAAAGUCAUAACUAAGUUCAAAAUAAUUCUAAAGACCUCUACAACCUCUCAAAAUAACGCAAAACAUCGGUAGAAUAGAGGAAAAGUAUAAUUUGGUUGAUUAAAACAUUUUUAAACUGCAAUAUUCGCUUUUCAGAAGCCGCCGGUGGCGCCGUGGUCGAUGGUGCAUCUGCCGUCGGAAACGCCGCAGUCGACGGAGCCAGUGAGUUUGUUGGGACGUUUCGCAAUCGACUAGUCGGUUGCGAAAUGUCCAAGUGAUAUUUCAGAAGCGGCCGGUGGAGCUGUGGCCGAUGGAGCCAACUGGACCGCCGGAAAGAUCGGAGAAGCUGGCGGAGCAGUUGUGGGCGGAGCCAGUGAGUUUUAAAAGAACACUUUGAAUUUCAUCAAGUCUUUCUAAGAAUUUAGUUCAAAAUGAUAUACAUAUCGGUCGCAAAAUGUCCAACUAAUAAAUGUUCAGAAGCCGCCGGUGGAGCUGUGGUUGAUGGUGCAUCUGCGGUCGGAAAUGCUGCCGUCGACGGAGCCAGUGAGUUGUUAGGACGUUUUGCAACCGAGUGUCCGGUUGCGAAGUGUCCAAAAAACCAAUUUCAGAAGCGGCCGGUGGCGCUGUGGCCGAUGGAGCCAACUGGACCGCCGGAAAGAUCGGAGAAGCCGGAGGAGCAGUUGUGGGCGGAGCCAGUGAGUUUUCGAUGGACAUUUUGCAACUAGGACAAAAUGUCCUCUGGUUGCAAAGUGUCCAGCACAACAAUUUCAGAAGCGGCCGGCGGAGCAGUGGUCGAUGGUGCAUCUGCGGUCGGAGACGCCGCUGUCGACGGAGCCAGUAAGUUUUUGGGACGUUUUGCAACCGAGUGUCUGGUUGCGAAACGUCCAAGUGAUGAUUCAGAAGCGGCCGGUGGCGCUGUGGCCGACGGAGCCAACUGGACCGCCGGAAAGAUCGAAGGAGCCGGCGAAGCAGUUGUGGACGGAGCCAGUGAGUUUUUGCGGGACAUUUCACCACUGCGACGUUUUGCAACCCGUUGCAAAUUGCGAAAUGUCCGGUUUCCAGAAGCGGCGGGCGGAGCAGUGGCCGACGGAGCUUCGGCGGUCGGCGGAUUUCUGAAAGACUCGUUCAAUUCGGGACGCGACGCCGUCGGUGAGUGAUAAAACUUUUAUCGAUAAAUUUAUGGAUAUAUAUAUAAAUUUCUCGGCUCACGUUUCAAUUUUUCAGGCGGCGCUAUCAAAUCUGCCGGCGAGACGGUCAAAGCUUCGGAAUGA